Messenger RNA from Zingiber officinale, 2073 nucleotides. RefSeq names its product mannan endo-1,4-beta-mannosidase 2-like. The transcript is spliced from 5 exons. The record is from RefSeq and is a predicted model, not a curated record. NCBI's taxonomy places the organism in Eukaryota, Viridiplantae, Streptophyta, Magnoliopsida, Zingiberales, Zingiberaceae. The coding region runs from base 195 to 1547 and encodes 450 amino acids. Gene Ontology annotation, molecular function: hydrolase activity, hydrolyzing O-glycosyl compounds.
GAGACCUCAUCAUAAUUCCUUAGAUCUCGAGUACUCGAAGCUCUUCUUCCUUCUCGUCGACCUCCGCCGCCCAUUUCCGAACUCCAUUUUUCGUGUCUUAGCUCCAAGAACUCCAAAUCACUCCUAAUCCACGCUGCCACUGCUGAUCCUUGACGUAGCUGUUCAUUGAUCCAAGGUUUUCUCUUCAGGAUCGCAUGAAUAAUCCUUGGAGCAGGUGGAAUGGCAAGCCUUCUAGUGCCAAGCCUUCCGGCAAGAGAGUGAGAUCAAGAAAUGGGCUGCUCUGCCCAGCCAUUGGUUUUUUCCUCUGCAUUCUGCUCACGUGCAUGACCUUUAGGGCUCUCAAGCUCCACCAAGAUCAGGAGCCGACACUGAGCUUUGUGGAGAGGAAUGGCACCCAUUUCAUGGUGGAUGGAAGAGUCCUCUAUGUCAGCGGAUGGAACUCCUACUGGCUUAUGGAGCAGGCGGUGGAGGAGGGGAGCAGAGCAAGGGUCACAGAGAUCUUUCAAACUGCUGCAAGCUUGGGGCUCACUGUGUGCAGGACCUAUGCCUUCAACGACGGUCGAGACCAUGCCCUCCAAGUCUCCCUUGGCAUCUUCGACGAGAUCGUCUUCAAGGCAUUAGAUUGGGUGAUUGCGGAAGCUCAAAGACAUGGGAUCAGGCUGCUGCUGAGCCUGGUGAACAAUCUGCAACGCCACGGUGGGAAGGGGCAGUACGUGAAGUGGGCGUGGGAGGAGGGAUUCGGAUUGAGCACCUCCAACGAUUCAUUCUUCUUCGAUCCCUCCAUUCGCAGUUACUUCAAGAUCUACCUUAAGACAAUAUUAACAAGGAAGAAUCACCUGAGUGGAAUUGAGUACAGAGAUGAUCCUACGAUCUUCGCAUGGGAGUUGAUGAAUGCGCCCCGGUGUGCCUCAGAUGUAUCCGGUGACACACUUCAAGAAUGGAUUGAGGAGAUGGCCGAACAUGUGAAGGGGAUUGACAAGAAGCAUCUGGUGACGGUUGGGUUGGAGGGGUUUUACGGCCCAACGAGCCGGCCGGAGAAGAAAGAUGUGAACCCGCCGGAGAAAUGGUACGGCGAGCUGGGGACGGAUUUCCUGCACAAUUCGAAGACUCCGGCCAUUGAUUUUGCGUCGGUGCAAAUUUAUCCUGAUAAAUGGUUGCGGCAAGCAAAUCUUAGUGAGAAAACAAGCUACAUCUCGAAAUGGAUGGCAUCUCACAUCGACGACGGCGAAAAAGAGCUGAACAAGCCCAUCUUGUUCUCUGAAUUCGGCUUAUCCAGCAAGAACAAGGACUUCGACACCUUGCACCGGGUUGCAUUUUACAAGUCCAUUCUUGACAACAUCUACGAUUCCGCAACCAAAGGCGGUGCUGGUGCCGGUGCCUUCAUCUGGCAUUUGUUGCUUGGCGGAAUGGAGAAGUACGACGACGAAUUUGGUAUCGUUCCUGUGGAAUCUCUGGCGAUCAUCAGGCUGUUGAAGGAGCAGGCAUGCCAUUUGAUGGCACUGCGGCACAGCAAGGACUUAGCACAAACAACAGGUGCAAUAUGCUGAACAAGAUACUCAUUUGAACAAAAAUGCUCAAGUUGGACUGCCAGAGUGUUUAGCAAGUGGAGCUGAUAUAUGGAUGUUUCAACAUGCUUUCUUGGUGCCAAUCACUCUUUGAGACCUCAUACAUUUCUUAGUUUCUGUCCCUCACCAUGUGCCAUUGUGAUUAACCAGAGAAAGGCUUCCUCAGCAUGGAGAUAAAAUGAAGAAAGAUAGAAAUUUGUUUUCAUUUGUAAGUUUUAAUUUGCAAGAGGAUAGAUUUUUCAUGUGUCUAAGUUGGCUUUAUUUAUAAUUUUGAGCAAGUAGUUUGGAGUUUUUUUAAUUUAGAAGUAAUGUUAAUUUUGGUUGGAGUGUAUUGGAUAUGAAUCUCAUCCCUAGUUUUGGGUUGAGAUUUAUAACUGAGGUGUAGUUAUUCGGUGUCGGUCUUCUUUUAUGUUAACAGAAGUUAUCUUUGUUUAUUUUGUGAGUUCGUUUGUUUUUCAUGUGAAACGAUCAUCACUUAUUGCAUCAGUGUGGAUCUCAGAACAAGCAA